UCACGACCUAUGCCCCCGAGCCCGCCGACAAACCAUUGGUUCUACGGGCACAAAAUCCCGCAGAACUCGGAAUUGCCUUUCCUUCAAAUGGAAGAGUGGAUUAAGGAGUUCGGUCCUGUCAUUACACUCAGAGAUGGAACAGAGAAGUACGUUGUCAUAGGUGGACAGCAGGCGAUCUUCGACAUUAUGGAAAGACAGGGCGGUCUGCUAGCUGACAGACCCCACCGCAUUUCCAUCACCGAGUUGCUCACUAGGGGCGUUAACAUCGGAUUUGCCAAUGGCGCUCGGCUUCGUCUCAUGCGACGCGCAUUGCAUACCCACCUCCAGCCAAAAGCUAUCGGCACCUACGCUCCUCUACAGAUGGAACAUGUUCGCGGGACAAUUAUUGGCUUGCUCGACGAGCCGAUGAAAUACCAGGGUCACGCGCGUUCGUACGCUUCGUCUGUCGUGCUCAAGGUCGCGUAUGGCAAGAGCAAACCCGCCAACACGUCAGACCCCGAGGUGCAGGAUAUCGAGCGCAGCAUGGCCAUGAUGCGUGAUGCGAUCCGCCCUGGCGCAUACCUCGUCGACUAUGCGCCGUUUAGGUGGCUUAAGUAUAUGCCUUGGUACGGACAAGAGCUUAGGAAGACACACGAAACCGAUACGAAAUUGUUCGUGGGGCAUUUGGAGAAUGUACAGAACAAGCUGAUUGAUGGUGACGCGGGCCCCUCGUUCAGCAGACACCUGUUCGAGAACGAGAGCAGCUACGGGAUGUCGCGCAAGGAGAUGGCCUUCCUCGCUGGCUCAUUCUACGCCGCUGGCUCUGAAACCAGCGCGAUCGGAGCGUGUCAGAUCAUGAUGACCGCUGCACUCCAUCCCGAAAUCCAGACUCGCGUGCAGGCCGAGAUUGACGCAGUUGUCGGGCGUGACAGAGCGCCGACAUUCGACGACGAGAACUCGCUCCCGCUCGUCAGGGCGUUUGUGCAAGAAAUGCACCGGUGGCGACCGAUUGCUCCUACAGGUCUCUCGCACUAUACAACCGACGAUGUCAUCUGGAAUGGCUACUGUAUUCCCAAGGGAACGACUGUCUGGGGGAACCACUGGGCGAUAUCCCGAGACCCUGAGUUCUGGGCCGACGCCGACAAGUUCGACAUCAACCGGUGGCUCACCGAAGACGGCGCCUUCCGCACGGACCUCAACGACAUGCGGCACAUCGCCUUCGGCUUCGGACGGCGCAUCUGCCCAGGCCAACACCUCGCCCAACGCUCGCUUAUCAUCAACGCCAUCGUUAUCCUCUGGGCUUUCCGCAUCUCGUUCGACCCGACCAAGUACUCCAAGGACGCGCUCCGGAACCCGGUGGAGAGCCCCGAAAUCGAUUCAUUCGCGUAUAUGCGCGGCGUCCCGACCGACAAGCCCGCGUUCAGCUACGUAUUCGAGCCGCGCAUCGAGCCAGGCCGUCUGCGGGAAAUGAUGAAGGACUACCCGUAUGCGUGAGCUGUGGUGGUCUUGCUUAUUUACUGGGCGGCAGUUGUAGCGAUGCGGAAUAUGUUCUACUGUGUUUAGAUGCUUGGUUAUCACAUUUCC
This is a messenger RNA of Coniophora puteana RWD-64-598 SS2, 1563 nucleotides long. RefSeq names its product cytochrome P450. The record is from RefSeq and is a predicted model, not a curated record. Bases 10 to 1473 code for a protein of 487 amino acids. Gene Ontology annotation, molecular function: monooxygenase activity; iron ion binding; heme binding. The transcript has 10 exons. Lineage: Eukaryota; Fungi; Basidiomycota; Agaricomycetes; Boletales; Coniophoraceae.